Linum trigynum is the source of this 787-nucleotide messenger RNA. The record is from the annotation of a GenBank genome assembly. Lineage: Eukaryota; Viridiplantae; Streptophyta; Magnoliopsida; Malpighiales; Linaceae.
CAAACAGAGCAACAACACAAAUCUUGAAGAUAAUUAAGAAUCAAUUACUAAAAGGAUGAGGCCAAUUACCUUUCUCGUCGCUAUGACCACUGUUGCUGUCAUCUUGUCUACCACCAAUGCGACAUUUGGUGGAUGGGAAUGGGAGCCGAUAAAGAACUUGAAGGAUGAGCAUGUCAAAGAGAUUGCCGAGUACGCAGUGGAGGCUUACAAUAUGAUAUCUAAUUCUUUCCCGAUACAACUCGUGAAAGUCGAGAAAGGAAAAAUCCGAUAUGCCGGUGGCACGAACUACAAGCUCGUCGUGGCGGCGGUUGUACCGGAAACGGGGAACAUGGUAAAACUAUACGAAACCGUUGUCCAUGAGAAUAUUUUUUAUGGAAAGAAAGUUGUAUAUUUCAGACAGUUGAUCAAAUCAGCACCGACCCCUAAAACUUAGUAGCUUUUAUUUUGAAGUUUGUUAAAUAAAAUUAUGAAUAAUAGAUAGCCAAAAGCUUAUGGAAGUAUACAUUUGCCUCCCUUGCAGUUACAUUCGUAGUUUUUAUUCUAGUGAUUGGUAUAGUACAACUAUUGACUUCUUUCUCCUUUUGCAUUCAUUUGAUCAUUGAUAUUUAGGACAUGCAAAAUGGUAAUGACAGUGAAAUCCCUUUCAUCGUCGAAUCAUGUGUUCCAAUGUUUAAAACUCUCAAUAUUAACUGUUGAUUAACCCACAUGUUAUAAUGGACCUAUGCAAACUUCAAAUAUGUGAAUCCAUUUCGUUUGAAAGGACAUAUAAGAAAGUGAUAUCUAAUUC